This is a messenger RNA of Postia placenta MAD-698-R-SB12, 840 nucleotides long. RefSeq lists its product as hypothetical. The transcript has 2 exons. NCBI's taxonomy places the organism in Eukaryota, Fungi, Basidiomycota, Agaricomycetes, Polyporales, Adustoporiaceae. The record is from RefSeq and is a predicted model, not a curated record. The coding region runs from base 1 to 840 and encodes 279 amino acids.
AUGUCCGCACCCCCGUUCUGGAGGCCUGGGCCGUCGGCGCGGCCUCUGUUGGCAGCGCGGCUUCUGUUGUCGACGCGGCGAACGUCAAGUGCCCUUAGUGUGCCAGUCCUGCGACCGCGUGUCUGGGCCGCCGAGUGCGCCCCGUCCAUCGUCAGAUCGCUAUCUCCGUGGCGAAGGCGCGAGGCCUGUGGACGUUCAUUGAGCGCGCAUCAGACGUGGGGGUUGUUGCCGUGGCAUCUAUCGUAUCAGAACCCCUGUGCGCUCGCCGCCACCGCGCACGACGCGUGCUUGGUUAAGCCCUCCUUGCUGUGUUCAGCCGCUGCUCUUCUACGCGAGCCUGCAAGCACUCCCCCUUCGGCCGAGCCUCCCUGCCCGAGCCUCCACCCCCACUUAUCUCCCAAUGGCCGUCGCGGCUCCUCGUGCGCCCUCGGCCACGCUGCUCGCCACCACCUCUCUCGCGAGCACCGCCCCCUGCUACUCCCAUCCCCACGGGCCGCUCCACCACACGUGUCCCGUCCAACAUCUCAUCCAUCUCGCCUCGUCGCACUCUCUGACGUCCGCAUUCUCCGCCACACCGCCGGCACCAACCAAGCCGUGCCCGCCAUCAGAACGCGCCCCUACUCCCCCGCUCCGUUUCGAAUUCUCGUCGCUUUUUGGCGCGACCUUCUGAUCAGACCCACCCCUUCACACCCACAUAUACGCCAGCCCCCUCCUCGCUCCGCCGCCGGCAUCCCUGCCAUCAGAACGGCGCAGGUGCGUCCGCAGCCUCGUGUUGUGUAUGCCGCGAGGCCCGUCUUCUCUCCCGCAGAUGUCAUCGCGCGCCCCGCUAAGCACUAUUGA